This is a messenger RNA of Pseudopipra pipra, 4141 nucleotides long. It is a transcript of the gene PLA2G3, whose product is annotated as phospholipase A2 group III. The transcript is spliced from 7 exons. The record is from RefSeq and is a predicted model, not a curated record. Gene Ontology annotation, biological process: phospholipid metabolic process; arachidonate secretion. Gene Ontology annotation, molecular function: A2-type glycerophospholipase activity. The coding region runs from base 1 to 1812 and encodes 603 amino acids. NCBI's taxonomy places the organism in Eukaryota, Metazoa, Chordata, Aves, Passeriformes, Pipridae.
AUGUGGGUGCGCGUGGUGUUGGCCUGUGCGGUCCUUUGCGCAUGCGCGCGCGCCUGGCCCGGCGGGGCCGUGUGCGCGCGGGAGGUGGCGGGCGGGGGCGGCACGCGCUACGUGGCGUUCCUGGGCCGCGGUACCGGCACCGGCCCCGCGCUGGUCGAGAGCGCCUUGGCCGACCCCGGCCGCCUUCGCGCCUGCUGGGCCCGCCGCGACCCGCGUCUCGUCCGCGCCUUCCGCGCCGCCUGCGCACGCCGCCCGCCCGCCGUGCCCGGGGCCGCGCUGCGCCGGGCCCUGUCCGCGCUGUGGCGGCGCCGCGCCGCCUGCACCGACCCCGCAAAGGCGGGAGCGCAGCGCCAACGCCGCCGCCGGGGCUGGACGCUGCCGGGCACGUUGUGGUGUGGCGCCGGGGACUCGGCAGGGAACUGGAGCGAGCUGGGGCUGUUCCGCGGCCCCGAUCGGUGCUGCCGGGAGCACGACCAGUGCUGGGCGCAGAUCACGGCGCUGCAGUUCAACUACGGCAUCCGCAACUACCGCCUGCACACCGUGUCCCACUGCGACUGCGACGCCAGGUUCCGGCAUUGCCUGCUCGCCAUCAACGACACCGUGUCCAACAUCAUCGGCGUCACCUUCUUCAACCUGCUGGAGGUGCCGUGCUUCGUGCUAGAAGAGAGCGAGGAGUGCAUCCAGUGGCACUGGUGGGGCGGGUGCGAGCGUUAUGGUGUUGUACCCUUGGCCAGGAUGGUGCAGCAGAGUCAGUACCACCCUAGCCUGCCCGCAGAGGAGAGAGGCAACUCUGCUGCACAGCCCCCGGGUAAGGGAAGGAAUUCCUCUAGAGCAGGGCGUAAGCGGCUCCGACAGGAACUGGAGCCGAAGCCUGGGCGCCGCCAGGCACGGAGACCUGAGACAGCCCAGCAGGACCCAGGUAUCCCUGCGUUGGCCAGGGACAGGGCUGAGCCCACAGCCAGGCACCGAGCAGCACAGCAAGGGCUGAAGCCUGGCCCCCCAACAGCACUGACCAUGUUGGGACAGGAUCCAGCUGGAGCAAGGAGCGCACUGGGAAGAGCAGAGCAAGGAGCUGAGGGCUUGGCCUACCCUUGGGAUGGCAGUGUGAGACCCAGCCCAACUGCAGCAGGAUGGAGUGGGCCCACCCCAGUGCCCGAGGUGGAGGAGCGCAGGCAGCACGGCCCAGGCAGGGUGUGCAGGUGCUACAAGCACCUGGGUAAGUGUGAGCACCAGAUCGCACCCCACGAGGUGAGGUACCAGCUGCACAACGUGAACAGCCAGACACUCCUCCACUGCAACUGCACCCGCAGGCUGGAGCGGUGCCUGCGCAGGGUGAGGAACUGCAGUAACAUGGAGGUGGCUGUCCUGGCUAACCACAUUGCCACAGACUGCUUUGUUCUGGAGCAGCUUGCUGCCUGCAGCCCAGGCAGGGGUUCUCAGGACAGGAAUCACGGCUCCUGGCAAAAAAGACCCGGAUCUGAGUCCUCAGCCCCUGCCAGCCCUAAAGGCCAGGGCAGCGCAUGUGACAGCGGUUCUGCAGCCCCGAAGCUGUGUCCUUCAGCAGCGCAAAGCCACAUCCCUCACAACACAUCAAUGCCAUUGCGCAACGGGCACCAGCAAAGGGCCCGUGGGCUCAUUUGGCAGCAGCCAGGAGUCGUCUCAGUCUCAGGGACAUGUUUCAACAGGGAGGGAGGGCAGUGCCCAGGAAAGCCCCAGUGCUCGGAGACAGCGGGGGCAGGUAGCCCGUGGCUCUGUUAUGAUAUCCCGCACGGACAGCGGCACCAGGCAUUCUCCUCACAGGAGCCUGCCUGACUGCAGUCCCGCACCCCAAAUCCUCCAGCUGAACCCUUCACAGUGGGAGGAGAGGUGCAGCUCCAAAGCACAGCGGAGGCCUCGGCACCGCGCUCCCUGUCCCCGCGAUGCCCCCGCGGCCCCACUCACCGGAACGCGCCGUCCUCCGAGGCCCGUCCCGGGCAGUCCGGCAGCGGAUCGCAGGCGUCGCCAGAGCCGGGGCGGCCGAGGGGCCGGCCGAGGAGGGGCAGCUCGCCCGGCUCCGCUCGGGGGGCCAAGCCUGCCCACCCGCCGGCGAGGAACUCGCUGGACACGGCCUUGGGCAGCGCGGGGGCGCGGGGCACGGCGGGGCCCGCCCAGGCCGCGAUGUGGUCGCUGGACUCCGCCUUAGGCAGCAUCUCCCGCCGCUCCGGCGCGGGAAAGGCGGCCCGGCCGAGCGCUGUUGGAGACAGAGGGCCACCCGGCCCGGGGGGCAGCAGGGCCGGCAGCGGGAGCCCCUCGGGCGGGGUCCGGCCCGGGGGCCGCUCCUCGGGCCCGGCGCGCCGUGGGCAGCCGUGCCCGAAGGGGUCGCAGGCGGCGUCCGGCCGGGAGCUCCUACGGCCGACCGGGACGCCGCCGCUGAGGAAUGGUGCCGCCGAAGCCCCUGCCUCGGGCAAGGGCCGGGCUGCGCCCCCGGGGCCGCGCGGGAGGCCGGGCCGGGGCUCCGCGCCGGCGGUUGAGCCCCGGUCGGCGCUGCCGCGCCGGGCCGGGUCCAUCGGCGGGCGGAGACCGGAGCAGCCCCGACCCGGCCCCGCACACCUUGCGGCCCCGCCACGUGACGUCACCACACCAUGACGUCAACGCCCGCCACCUGCGCGGCGCCUUAAAGGCGCAGGAGCAUCCCCGCCUCGCGCGCACCUGCCGCACCGCCCUGCCCACGUGACGGCCCGAGACGCGCCCCUCCUCUGCCCCCGCCAGCCUGUCCUUACACCUGCACACCCGUCCCUGCUCACCUGUCCUUACAUCUGCACACCCGUCCUUGCAUCUGCACACCUGUCUUUGUGUGUGCACAACUGUCUUUGCACAUGGAUGACUAACCUCGCUCAUGUACUGCAGUCCUGCACGUACACACGUACACACAUCUUUUGCGCAUGCACAACAGCCAUUGCAAGUACACACCUGUCCUCGCACACCUGCCCUUGCCUAUGCACCUCUGCCCCUGCCUAUGCACCUCUGCCCCUACCUGCCUGUCUGCCUUAGUGCAUUAUUGUGUGUGCAGCUGUGCUCACCACUGUGGCUGUUGUGUCAGCGCCGGGUGUGUCUGUGGUUUGCUGUGGAGUGUUUGCGAUGUUGGGUGCAUGCACACCCUUGGGCAGCCGUGAGUGUGUGCAGCUGCUUGUGUGUGGCUGUGUGUGCAGCUAUGUUUGUGGCUCUGUGUGUAGCUCUGUGUGUGUGCAGCUGUGUGUGUGGCUCUGUGUGUGUGGCUGUGUGCAGCUCUGUGUGGCUCUGUGUGUGCGCAGCUCUACGUGCAGCUAUGUGUGUGGCUGUGUGUGUAUGGCCUUGCAUGGCUGUGUGUGUGAAGCUGUGUGUGCAGCUGUCUGGCUGUGUCUGUGUGUGCCUCUGCGAGUGGGCGCUGCUUUGUCUGUGCACAGCAGUGUCCCUGUGCUUGUCCUAUUUACAGGGACUGGGACAAGUUUAUCACUAUGUGGAUAUAAUCAAAACUGUAUUCUACACCCUUCCAAUGGACUGGUAAUAAAUGGAUUGUUUGCAGCAGCUGCCCAGGGCAGCCUGACACCUCAGGCUACAAGCUGGAUGUUAAACAAACCCUGAGAGACAGGGGAAUGUUCUUUUAUUUGCGCAGCAAUGACUCAGCUGUGAUAACUCCCCUUCGGAAAGGCAUUAACACCUUCACCCCCAGCCUCAGGGUUCAUCUCUGCUAAUGGACCACCUUGGACUGACAUAAUAGGCAGCUGCAACACCCAGACCAUCAAGGACUCCAAAAAUAUCCCAUGACUCACAGAGUUAAAUCACCCAUUGUGAAGCUCCCUGCCCUGGUGGAGGUACUGGGCAUUCCCACCUGAACUUGAGCAUAUAUAAACUUUGGGUUUUGGGACUUCUGGUACCACUCACCAGAUCCAGAGGAGGACCAAAACUUGGACAGAACUGCGAUCAUCAUCCGGACCAACAGGUUUUCUUUUACUUUGCACCCAGGGGGGCCACGUGAUGCUCAGCACAGGGGUUGACAAACACCGUUCUGUUCUUGUCCCAGGGUGUGGGGUUAUACAUCUGCUUUUGUGGGUUAAAACCAGUUUUUCUCUCUAUUGUUGUAUUCAUUGUAAUCUUUUUAGUAAAUUAUAACUCUGAUUUGUAA